This is a messenger RNA of Trametes versicolor FP-101664 SS1, 5661 nucleotides long. RefSeq lists its product as uncharacterized. Gene Ontology annotation, biological process: peptidyl-serine phosphorylation; phosphorelay signal transduction system. NCBI's taxonomy places the organism in Eukaryota, Fungi, Basidiomycota, Agaricomycetes, Polyporales, Polyporaceae. Gene Ontology annotation, molecular function: ATP binding; protein serine/threonine kinase activity. The coding region runs from base 1 to 5661 and encodes 1886 amino acids. The transcript is spliced from 6 exons. Gene Ontology annotation, cellular component: nucleus; cytoplasm. The record is from RefSeq and is a predicted model, not a curated record.
AUGUCCGACGCGAGCUUGCCUCGAAGACAGCCGCCUAGCCCUCUCGUGUUCUCGCCCGAAACCGUUUUGAACCCCAUCCAACCUCAAGCCAGCACCAGCAGCACCUCGAACCAACAUGGCUCCAGCUCAAAUACGGUAUCAAUGCCCUUCGUCAGGCGACAUGUUACACGUCGUCUCAAGGCUGCCAAGGCCGAGUGCGACAAGGAGUUGCAGCGUGUCACAAACUCCAUAACAGCCUUCUUCGAGGAGCGUCUGCGGGAAGGCGAGCACGAACAGGAGGCCGAGCGGGAGCAGCGCGAGUACGACCGCGAGCGAGAUCGCGAGUCGCAGUUUGGCGAUGUCGAGCCUCUCCGCGAGGCGUUCGUCCUUCAACCGCAGGAGCUCAGGUCUGCGCUGCAGUUUGACGAAAUGAGCUCGGAUGGCGGGUACGAGGCGGAGCCUGAGGGUAGUAACUAUCACAGUCGUCAACGUGCGUCUCUCGACGAGGACCGUCCUAAGCAGCCGACGCUGACGCACCGGAUCUCGUCUCCUGGCCUUCUAACAGCAUCUGUCUCGUCCACGAGUCCUGCUUCAUUGCGACGACACCCCACGCUACCGAAGGAACGCCCGAGCAGCAUCAUCGCCCCGAACACGGGAGGCUCAAGUCCCGCGUCGGCAGUCACGACACCACCUCCUGAGGCGGUCAGUCCCCGCAAGCAGGGCGAAUCAUCUCGGUCCGGUCAAUGGGCGGGUCAAAGCCUAGCGUCGCGCCGCCUCUCUCGAACCAUCCACAUUCCAUCUCGCCCCCCUCGUUCCGGUCACAGCUCUCGUUCGACAUCUCGUUCACGGUCACCCCUCCCUCGCUCUACCUAUGCCGAGUCCACCGCAAACUCCAACCGCCGAUCAUCACGCAUAUUGGUCGAUGACCCGGUCGACCCGAUCAUGACGACUCUAUAUGAGAUCGUCGCAGUUGCGACCGACGUGCUCGACAUGUCUAUCAACCAGCUCACGGCAAAUCCGAAGGUGUGCGAGACCCUCGUCCAGCGCAUACAGAACAUCGGUCGAGCCUGGGACGAGCACCCCGAUUGGCACGGGCGAAAUUGGUAUGUCCAGGUUCUCCUCGCGAUCGCCAGCCUGAGCCGGGUCGUCGAGUGGUGGGAGGCCGAGAAGCAGUUCUGGAAUUUCGACGACAACGACGAUGAGCAGGAGGAGCCGCUCACGUUUGUCAUGAAACCCGCCGAGGAGGAGAUGCCCGCAACCGCUCCCACACACGCGGCACGCCCCGAUCAGGAUAAUGCGCUGAAGCUGUCUGCGGAGGAUGAGAACAAGCUUCGGAUGUCGCGCACGACUAGCCAGAACCGGAGAUCAAGGGAUGAGGCUACGAAGGACAUCUCGUCAUCAACCGCGCCCAAGGACGCCGCCGAGCACCCGAAGAGCACGCCCUCUAAGUUCGAUGGCAACAACGAGUCCGCGCGCGUGCUCGCGACGGAGCGUCUGCGUCUGCAGGCGGAGACUGCGCAGAACCAGAACAUCGUCAUGGAGCUAAGUCUCGAUGGGGAUCAUUUCAUUUGGGUGAAUUACGCCUGGCGCGGGGUCGUUGGAAACGACCCCCAAGAGUACUUCGGUACGCGAGUGUCGAAGCUCCUUGCCCCAUCCGACUGGCACGUCUUCCGUGAUGCCACCCGCCGUCUGCAGGAGAACGACUCUCGGACCAUCGAGGUCAAGUUCAAGUUGUUGAUACCCAACCCCGAUGAUCCCUCUCAGCCCAGCGGCCUCUAUCAGCAGAUGGAGGGCAGUGGCAUGCUCAUGAUUGAUCGCGAGGAAGGCCAGGCCACCCACUCUAUGUGGGUUGUCAGACCUGUGGGUUCCCCAGAGUACAUGCAAGCUCCUCCCUCCAUCUUGCUCGAGACCGGUGAGGUAGGUGACGAACCUGGUUCAGCCGAGCCAGCGCAGGUUGGUUUUGGCGACCGUGGCGCUAUGGAACCCGUCACACCCUUCCCCUUCGCGCGCCCGAUCAACAUGACACCCAUCCUCUGUCGCAUUUGCGAGUGUAGCGUUCCUCAGUGGUACUUCGAGAAGCACAACGAGACGUGUAGCGAGGUACACCGUCUCGAGGCCGAGAUCGCGGAGUGCAACGAGUCCAUUGGGGAGCUUCGCAGCACCAUCCGCGACCUCCAGGUCGCGAUGGACCGUAGCUCGCCCAUGACCGUUCCCGAGUACCGCGGGAUGCCCAUUUACACCCCGUCGACGUCGCCGGGCUCCUCGUCGCCAUUGCAGCUCCUGCGUGCGCCGCUGAAGAUGAAGCGCUUCAGCGUCAAGAAGCUGCAGCGCCAGAUCCUCGAGCAGCUCGAGGACAUCCUGUCACUCGCUGCCGAGGUGUCCAUCCCCGCGCUGAAGGAAGAGGAGUCCACGGAGCCAAUCGAGCGCCAGCGUCUCCUGUCACCCGCGUCCGAACGCAAGAUGUCCCAGAUCCGCCACUGGAACAAGCCGAACAUCGAAGACAACGCACUCUCGCAGCUGGUCGAGGACGCGGAGCGCGUCAUGCGCCAGAAGAUCGACAAUGUUGUACGCAUGCAGAACACGAUCAAGUACUCUGAGAAGAUCAGGCAGGAGUGGGAGGAGCGCGUCGAGCAGACCCUCUCUGCGUACGACGGCGAGGAGGGUGACUCGGAUGACUCGGGUGAGAGCGAAGGCGAGGAGGGCCAGGAGGGUCAGAACGACCAGCAUCAGGACGACGACCAUUCGAGUACCACUUCGGAGUACGCGUUCAGCGGUCAGCAAUCUUCGGCGGAUCCAACGCCUGUGGCGUCUGCAUCACCCAUUCCCUUCAACUCGGGUCGCGACACCAGUCGUGACAGCGCAUCGGUGGCCGCGAUGAGCCCCUCGAGUCUUCCGUCAGUAUCGGCGGUACCUGUUCCGAUGUACUGGCAGCCAGUCAGCACCCACCAGACGCGUUCGUCGACACCUUCCUCCAUCUCCUCGCCUUUGGCGCUCGCGGCACCUAUCAUCGCGUCACACGAGCAGCCGCCUCCAAUGGACUUGAACGAGCCCAGCUCUGGCAUGACCAUUCGAGCUCGACGUUCACCUCAGAACCUGGAGCCGAAGCUUCUCAUUACUCCUCCCUUGUCCCCCAUGGUCUCUCCGCAGGACGUGAAUGCGACAGCCACGCGUCGCGCGAACCGCCGGCAUUCAACUGCCCAGCCGCUCAUCAGCCCUACGGCCUCGCAGUCUGGUACACCCCUAUCGCCGCGCUUGCCUUCCGUCGCGCCGUUGUCGCGGACAACCCCGACGUCGAUCAAGGACUUCGAGAUCAUCAAGCCUAUCUCGAAGGGCGCGUUCGGGUCCGUCUUCUUGGCCAAGAAGAAGGCGACUGGCGACUACUUUGCGAUCAAGGUCCUGAAGAAGGCGGACAUGAUCGCGAAGAACCAGAUCACGAACGUCAAGGCGGAGCGGAUGAUCCUCAUGAAGCAGGCGGAGUCCCCGUUCGUGGCGAAGCUGUACUUCACGUUCCAGAGCAAGGAGAAUUUGUACCUCGUCAUGGAGUACCUGAACGGUGGCGACUGCGCGGCCCUCAUCAAGUCGUUGGGUUCCCUUCCCGAGGAGUGGACGCGGAACUACAUCGCUGAGGUCACUCUGGGCUUGGAGUAUUUGCAUCAGCGCGGGAUCGUGCAUCGUGACUUGAAGCCUGACAACCUGCUCAUCGACCAGCAUGGUCAUCUUAAGCUCACUGACUUCGGUCUCAGCCGAAUUGGUCUUCUGGGUCGUCAAACUCGUGCUCCCCAACUGCUCUCUGAUCGCGGUGUGCGUAGUCAUGCUCGCGGUAGCCCCACUUCUAGGCCGCCAUCCAUCGAUUCUGCGUAUAUGGCUUCGUCGCCCAUGUUCUCUGUCGAACUUCAACAGGGAGGAGGUUCGUACUUCAACCACAGGACACCAUCGCUCCCUCGCCUCGGUUCUUCCCCUUAUCUCCCGCUUUCAGAUGACCCUAGCGAAUCGAGUGGCUCUGAGUCUCUGGCUUCGGGUUUCUUGUCAUUCCGUAGGAAUGGCAACACCAAGCAGCUCUCGGAUAGUCCUCUGCAAUCCUUCGCAACCGAACUCACGAACGAUCUCCGUUCGCAUCCUCCCCCUGGCCACACGCCGCUCACGGAGCAGAAGGUAGUGGGCACCCCGGACUACCUCGCGCCUGAGACUAUUCUCGGUCUGCGCGGUGACGACGCAGCCGUCGAUUGGUGGGCGCUCGGCGUCAUCACAUACGAGUUCUUGUACGGUAUCCCGCCCUUCCACGACGAGACCCCCGAGAAGGUAUUCGAGAACAUUCUGUCCGGGCACAUCGAGUGGCACGAGGACUACGUCGAGGUCUCGCCGGAGGCGAAGGACUUCAUGCAGCGGCUGAUGACCCUCGAUCCGACGAAGCGUCUGGGCGCGAACGGUGCGGACGAGGUCAGGGCGCACCCGUUCUUCGCCGGCAUUGACUGGGACCAGGUCACCGUAACCGAGGCCGCGUUCAUCCCGCAGGUCACUGACCCCGAGUCGACAGACUACUUUGACCCGCGCGGCGCCGUGCUGCAGCUGUUUAGCGACAGCGAACAGGCCCCACUCACACAGCAUUUCGGUUCGGACAGCCCCGCACAGGGCAGCCCAGACGUGCCCGCGAGUGUGCCCCUUGCGGUCUCGCGGGAGGCCACUGCGUCGCCGUCGGACGACGACUUCGGGUCGUUCAGCUUCAAGAAUCUGCCGGUGCUCAAGCAGGCGAAUGAGGACAUGAUCCGGAAGAUGAAGACGGAUCAGCUCACGCCGCUCACCCAUGCGCUCUCGGAGCCGUCGAACAUGCACUCGAGACGACGGAGUAUCUCGAACAGGGUGAAGAAGCCGCCGGGGAGCAUCGUCACCCCUGUCGAUACUACGAAACCUCCUUUCCCCAUUCCCACCAACCCGCCUUCUCCAGCUACUUCCACUUCGUCGAUAUCCUCUUCGGUCUCGCGCGGCCCUCCAACGCCCGGCAGCGCAGGCAGCCAUGCACGGAAACCCUCAGAGUACGGCGCUGUCGAGCGUUUCAAGCUCAAUCACAUGGAGGGCGAGGGGCGUCGCAACUCUAUGCCUAGUCGCCUCCGGACAGCUUCAGUCUCCACCACAGGGGACGGGUCGCUAUCGGACUCGUGGACGGGUGCAGUGCCUCAAGCGCCAGGCCAGUUCGAGCUCAAUACGCCACCGUCGUCCGUGGCCUCGAUCGACCUGAAGAGGGCGCCCGACCCCAACGACCGCGCAGUCACUUGUCUCCUGGCAGAGGACAACCCCAUCACGGCGAAGAUCAUCGAGACACUGCUCAUCCGUCUUGGCUGUCGAUGUGUGGUCGUUGCUGACGGCUCAGAGGCCAUCAGUGUAGCCAUGGGCGACAUAAAGUUCGACUGUAUCCUCAUGGAUCUGCACAUGCCAAUUCUUGAUGGCGAAGGCGCCGCACGGUAUAUCAAAACCACCAACAACAAGAACACGAACACGCCUAUACUUGCUGUUAGUGCAUACAGCGGCUCCGACGCGAUGGGGGCGGACGGUCUCUUCGCCUCAUACAUCGCGAAGCCCGUGCAAAAGGCCGACCUGGUCGCCGCGAUGCGUCAACUGGGGUUCAAGACGACCACCGCACAAGGGCGCGGGCAGGGUACACGGGUGAUCCAGACUUCCAUUCGGUGA